Molecule: messenger RNA, 1060 nt
Organism: Laetiporus sulphureus 93-53
Lineage: Eukaryota; Fungi; Basidiomycota; Agaricomycetes; Polyporales; Laetiporaceae
Exons: 4
Coding region: 232-885 (217 amino acids)
Biological process (GO): endoplasmic reticulum to Golgi vesicle-mediated transport
Cellular component (GO): endoplasmic reticulum membrane
Source: RefSeq, a predicted model, not a curated record
CGACGACGAGGGUUUAUGACAAUAUCCGCGCCCGUGCACAUAUAAUUCAGACAGCCUGUAGUCUCUGUUCUGCGCCUGACAUUUAAGCACUAUUAAGGAUCGCCCAGCGGGGCGGGCGGUCCGCAAAAGGCAGUCCAUUAUCACGAGCCUCAGAUACGACAUUGACUCUGCCGUGCCACUUACGCGCCCGUCCGCCAACGUCUCUCCCACCCUCCAUCAUUCUCCUCCAUAAUGGCGGGCCUCCGCAUGAGCGUCGUCGUGAGCGCGACUGCGUUCCUUCUAGGCAUCCUCUUCACGCAUUGGAUCGCGGAUUCGCUCACGCUGUGGCAGUCGCCCGAGACGCAGACGGACCAGCGCCUCUGGACCGCGGCCGCGUACUACUCUGUGUUGUCGCGCAUGCAGCCGCAGCUGGCCUACGUCUCGCCUGCGGUUGCACUCGUAGGCGGCUUGACGAUCCUCUGGAGUUUCAGGGACGGGCGCGCGGGGAAUUUGAUGUUUGAUGGAGGCAGCAUCUUUUUGUAUGGCACGGCCAUAUACAUAUACAUCCAGACCGUACUACCCAACAUCUCUGCCAACUUCUCCUCGCUCCCCCUCCCCUUCCCAAAUCACUCCUCCCCAAUAUUAUCCAGCCCGCCCGCAGACCUCCCGCCCUUUCCCGCAAGCCUGCGCACGGCCAUUCUUGAGCUCGCCUCGUCUCACCUCAUCUGCAGCGUCGUCCUCACGGGCGUGCUCACCCUGCAGGCCGGCCGCUGGUGGGCUGAGCAGGCGGACACCGACGAAAAUGACGCGGUGAUGGGCGAGGACGGGGACGCGGACGAGAAGGAGCGCGCGAAGGGCGGACGGAGAGAGGAGACGCCUGUGGUGGAGACGAAGAAAACGCAGUGAUGGGUGCAUGUGUACUGGAAUGUUAUUGGGUGAGCGAUGGUACGGGUACUUUUCUGCUGUGACGAAAUGCUUCAUAUCCGUUCUUCACUGUGUGGUAGCCGCUUUCUGCGACGUGCAUAUACAAGUACAAUGUAGCACUAAUGAAUAAUGAUGAUUUUACUGUUGGCAUACCCUC